AUGUCAUGGCACCCCCAGUACCGGAGCUCCAAGUUCCGCCACGUCUUCGGCAAGCCGGCCAGCAAGGAGAACUGCUACGACGCGGUGCCCAUCACCCACAGCGUCCACGACAAUCACUUCUGCGCCGUGAACCCCCACUUCAUCGCCGUGGUGACGGAGUGCGCCGGAGGGGGCGCCUUCCUCGUCAUCCCCCUGCACCAGACAGGAAAGUUGGACCCCCACUACCCAAAGGUCUGCGGGCACAGAGGGAACGUCUUAGACAUCAAGUGGAACCCGUUUGACGACUUUGAAAUCGCCUCUGCUUCUGAAGAUGCCACGAUCAAGAUCUGGGCCAUCCCCAAGCAGCUGCUGUCGAGGAACUUCACGGCCUACCGGAAGGAGCUGGCGGGCCACUCCCGCCGGGUGGGCCUGGUGGAGUGGCACCCCACGGCGGCCAACAUCCUCUUCAGCGCCGGCUACGACUACAAGGUGAUGGUCUGGAACCUGGACACAAAGGAGUCUGUAAUCGCGAGCCCCGUGAAGACAAUCGACUGCCACCAAGACGUGAUCCUCUCCAUGUCCUUCAACACCAACGGCAGCCUGCUGGCCACCACCUGCAAAGACCGCAAGAUCCGGGUCCUGGACGCCCGAGCGGGGACCGUCCUCCAGGAAGCCAGCUACAAGGGGCACCGGGCCAACAAGGUGCUGUUCCUGGGGAACCUGAAGAAGCUGCUGUCCACAGGCACCUCCCGCUGGAACAACCGGCAGAUCGCCCUGUGGGACCAGGACAACCUCUCUGCACCGCUCACCGAGGAGGACCUGGACGGCUCCUCGGGCGUGCUGUUCCCCUUCUACGACGCGGACACCAGCAUGCUCUACGUGGUGGGCAAGGGAGACGGGAACAUCCGCUACUAUGAGGUGAGCGCCGACAAGCCCCACCUGAGCUACCUGACGGAGUACCGCUCCUACCACCCGCAGAAGGGGAUCGGUUUUAUGCCAAAGAGAGGUCUCGAUGUGUCCACCUGUGAGAUCUUCCGCUUCUACAAGCUGAUCACAACCAAAAGCCUCAUCGAGCCGAUCUCCAUGAUUGUCCCCCGGCGGUCGGAAUCCUACCAAGAGGACAUCUACCCGCCCACGGCAGGGGCCCAGCCCUCUCUGACGGCCACGGAGUGGCUCAGCGGGAUGGAUAAAGGGCCUGUCCUGGUGUCCCUUCGGCCCGGCUCCGAGCUGCUGAGCCCUCGGUCUCUGCCCCCGGAAAGACCUCUCUCCAACUCCCUGCCCCCUGCCUCGCCCCACCUCCUGGACCAGACGGCAGUGCUGGCUGCAGCCGAUGACCGGAGGCCCUUCUCUCUGCCCGAGGAGAAGGCGCCACGGUGGACGGCAGGACACAGGCUGGAGGAGAAGAAAGCGUGGCUCACGAACGGCUUUGACAUCUUUGAAUGCCCCCCACCAAAGACGGAGAACGAGCUGCUGCAGAUGUUCUACCGGCAGCAGGAGGAGAUCCGGAGGCUCCGGGAGCUGGUGACCCAGCGCGAGGUCCAGGCCAAGCAGCUGGAACUGGAGAUCAAAAACUUGCGGAUGAGCUCGGAAUGGUCCUGA
Pipistrellus nathusii (Nathusius's pipistrelle) is the source of this 1578-nucleotide messenger RNA. The record is from the annotation of a GenBank genome assembly. Lineage: Eukaryota; Metazoa; Chordata; Mammalia; Chiroptera; Vespertilionidae.